UUACAUAUUUUUGCAGAUGUGAAACAAAAAUGGAAAAAUGACGUCAUGGAAUAUCGAUUUGUCUCUGCCUGCCUGCUUUAGUGACUCACAAUAUAUAGAGCUAUGUGGAACUUUAUUACUUUCUGUCAUCAAAAUAGCCGCUUUAAGAAUGAAGGAAGUUAAUGACGGUGCGAAAAAAGAAUUUGGCAAUGAGUGAUGAUCGAUAUGAUGACUGAAAAUCCAAGAUGGAUACAU
This is a messenger RNA of Chironomus riparius, 234 nucleotides long. The record is from the annotation of a GenBank genome assembly. NCBI's taxonomy places the organism in Eukaryota, Metazoa, Arthropoda, Insecta, Diptera, Chironomidae.